AUGCUUAUAUUGUGUUGUAAUGGUUCUAGAAAGCUAUUUUCUGUUCUUUCUACGCCUUUUUGUAUGAAAUUAUGUGAAAAAACAGUGUUUUUGAGAGGGUUAUCUCGAAAAAUAUUGACUACAAAUAAGUCUGUAAAAAUACCGAAAAAAAACAGGAAUACGAGGUUUUCUGAAAGGUUUUAUAAAAGGAAGGAUGGCAUAGGAAAAAAAAGUGCUUUUUUUUCUCGAAAAAUUGCUUUAAAAACACCAAAACAGAUGGUAGAAGGGUUUCAUUCUCUUGGACUAAUGUCUUGUGUUGUAGACGCUAUUCAUAAGGAUGUUUUUGCUUUACUUUAUAAAGUUUGUCCUACGGAUAUUCAGAUUCUUGCAAUUCCGCAGAUACUGCGGAAUUUGCUUUCAAAACAGCCUUUUAAAACAUUUCUUUUGGCAGCUGAAACUGGUUCUGGGAAAACAUUGGCAUAUGUUGCUCCUAUUUUGCAUAUUUUGAAAAUGGAAGAGUUGAAGUCUUCGAAUAUUGAUGAAGUGCGUCUGCAGGGCAAGCCAAGAUGCAUUAUUCUUGUUCCUACAGCUGAGCUGGUUCAUCAGGUUCAGCGUUUACUGAAACAAAUGUCUCAUAGGGUUAAAUUUCGUUCUUCUUUUGUUAUUUCUUCUUCCUCUUUAGAUUUUAUAAAGAAAAAUGUUUUAACACUACCUUCUGAUUUUCUCGUUGCAACACCUUUUCAAAUUUAUAAAUUUAUUCAAGAAAAAAAGCCGAUUAUGGAUGAAACUAGGUAUAUGGUAAUUGAUGAAGCGGAUACUCUUUUGGAUGUUUCAUUUCGUUCGCUUGUAUUGUUUAUCUUGAAUGCUGCUAUUAAAUUGAAAUUACUUAUUUUUUGUUCCUCUGUAGUAUCACAGAAAUUCAAUCGAUUUUUAUCUAAAUAUUACCCUGAUUUUUCUAAAAUAGAAACGUCUAGGCUUCACACUAUAUCUAAGAAAAUACUUUUUAAGGUUAUUGAUGCUCAAAAAGAUUUUAAAAAUAAUAAAAAAUUAGCAUGUCUUAGUAUUCUUGAAAAAAUUGCGAAGGAUAAAAGUGAUACUUCAAAAAAAAUUGUUAUAUUUUUUAAUGAAAGGAAGCAAUCAGAUGAAUUUGCUGAAUAUCUUAGAAAUAAGGGAUUUUCUGCUUUUUCACUAACAAAAUAUGCAAAAGAUCGAUUGAGUACUAUACAUAAUUUUAUUUAUGGUACUUCCAUGGAUAAAUCUUAUCUGUCUAUUUUGGUUACGACAGAUCUGAAUUCACGAGGUGUAGAUACAAUUGGUUUAAAAAAUGUCAUAUUGUUUGAUGUACCAUAUAAUUCUGCUGAUUUUAUCCAUCGUCUUGGGAGAGUAGGUCGAGGUGGUAAAAGAGGUAAAGCAUAUUUGAUUCUUGGGAAAGAAAAAAAUUGUCAAUGGAUUAAUGAAAUUAAGGAGUCUAUAAGAAUUGGAAAAGCAUUGAUUUAA
Molecule: messenger RNA, 1476 nt
Organism: Pneumocystis jirovecii RU7
Lineage: Eukaryota; Fungi; Ascomycota; Pneumocystomycetes; Pneumocystales; Pneumocystaceae
Exons: 1
Coding region: 1-1476 (491 amino acids)
Molecular function (GO): ATP binding; nucleic acid binding
Source: RefSeq, a predicted model, not a curated record